CCAAGUGACAUCACUUGGGUUAAUUGAUAAAUUUCUGCCAUUUCAAACUGCUUUCUUUAUACCCUUGUUUUAAUAAUUGCAUUAACAGCUGCCCCCUAUCAUUAUAUAAUGUGACCGACAAUUAAGCACACAAAAAUGGCCUGGGACUUUAAAUUCAUAUUCCAGUGACUACUCUAAGUUAUGAGUAUUUUUCUCUGUGUGACAUAGGUAAUAUAUAAGGCACCUCCCACCAUCUGUCAGUCUUGAUGCCAUCCAGCAGGAGCCUGAGCUCUGUCCGUGGAUAGUGCAUGGCUUCAUCCAUCCCAUUGAGCAGGUUAACUCUCUCAUGCUUUUGGUGGUGGAGCUGCUGCAGCUGCUGAGAAUGUGCUCUGCUGCUCCACAGGACAGAAGGGAAGCUUCAUCAACAGCACACAGGUUUCCGACAUGGCACGCUAAGCGCACGAUUUCCACACAAGAGUGCUGUCACCAAGCUGUUUGUCAUCCCUGCAUCAUGGACGCUCAGUCUGGUGCAUCAUGGGAGCUCAUCAACAGACUGACAGAUACAAUAUAUAAGGGCUGACAGGUCGUCAUGGAGACGGACACCACCACAGGUCCAGCCACCACAGGGUGGGUAGGGUCAUCGGCCGGCCUGGAGGGAAUGGGAGGAGAGGGCUUGUCCAUCAGUCCUGCGUCCUGGUACAUGCCGUACUCGCUUGGCUUCCAGGUGUCACUCACCGCCUUCCUCAUGCUGGAGCUGGUAUUGGGUUUCAGCAGCAACCUGACUGUGCUGGUGCUCUACUGCUCUCAAUCUAACUUAGUGGACUCUGUGAGCAACAUGGUGACUGUGAAUCUGCACGUGCUGGAUGUGGUAGUGUGUGUGCUGUGUCUGCCCCUCACUCUGGUGGUUGUGCUGCUGCCUCCAGGACCAAACCUGGCCCUGCUCUGCUGCUUCCACGAGGCCUGCGUCACCUUCGCCAGCAUAGCCACAGCCAUCAACAUCCUGGUAAUCAGCUUGGACCGAUAUGACAUCUCAGUACGACCCGCGAACAGGUUGCUGACCACACGUAGAGCAACGCUGCUCCUGGCUGCUGUUUGGGUCACCUCUGUGGCUGUGUUUUUUAUCCCAUUCUUGGAGAUGCAAUGGUCCACCGGAGACAGAGCAGAGGAGAGAGGGCAGGAGACACCUAUGUCGUUUUCCUCUUAUGGUGUCAAUGGCAUGGUGGUGCCAGCGUGGCGUAACCAGACUCUGCUGUGUGUUGGCGGGCAGGGCUAUCACACAGACCUGGGCAUGUAUUACCAUCUCCUUCUGCAGGUACCCAUCUUCUUUACCACAGUGGCGGUCAUGUUGUUUACCUACUCCAAAAUACUGAGGGCUUUAAACAUCCGCAUUGGCUCCCAGAUGAAGAAGAACCAGCGGCCCAAGGGCCCCUCCUGCAGAGAGCACCGAAAGAAACAAAAGAAAAAGAAGGAAGGGCUCAGAAUGAAUGACGGCGAGGAUAAAGGAGGGGAGCAGUGCACCAUGGAUGCUACCAAACAGCUCAGCCAUCCCCCACUCAUACAUUCACCUUCCCCAACCCCCACAGCCACCUCCCCUCCUGCCCUGUCCUCCACUGCCCCGCUGGUGACCUCAGACUCAGGUGCUGCGACUCCUAUGCCUGCCACCAUGGGUGUCCAGGCCUCUGUGUCAGCCAUCAUUGCCCUGAGGCGGGCAGUGAGGCGACACAGGGAUCGCAGAGAGCGGCAGAGGCGGGUGUUCAGGAUGUCCCUCAUCAUCAUCACCACCUUCCUGGGUUGUUGGGCUCCCCUCUCUGUGACAAAUGUACUAAUCCUGGGCUUGGGCCCCAGUGACACCCUGGUCAGCGUACGCCUCUGGUUCCUUGCCUUGGCCUACGGCACCACCGUGUCCCACCCUUUGCUCUAUGCCUUCACCCGACAGAAGCUGCGGCGUGUCCUUCGUUCAAAGGUUAAAAAGAGGGUGGUGUCCCUGCUUCAGGUGGAUCCGUCUCCAGGGGGCACGGUCAUACACAACUCCUGGGUGGAGAACAGAAAAACCAGCCGGCAGGUGCGGCUAGAAGCAAGCGAAGGAACUGACCGCUGCCUGGCAGAGGUCCUGUGAGACGGACACACAUGGGCAUAGACUGUAUAAUUAAAACCAGAAAUGAGUCACUGGUGUGUUCUUUUAUGAAACUCACUAGUGCAUGA
Messenger RNA from Labrus mixtus (cuckoo wrasse), 2181 nucleotides. RefSeq names its product G-protein coupled receptor 22-like. The transcript is spliced from 2 exons. Gene Ontology annotation, cellular component: membrane. Gene Ontology annotation, molecular function: peptide binding; G protein-coupled receptor activity. Lineage: Eukaryota; Metazoa; Chordata; Actinopteri; Labriformes; Labridae. Gene Ontology annotation, biological process: G protein-coupled receptor signaling pathway. The record is from RefSeq and is a predicted model, not a curated record. The coding region runs from base 569 to 2095 and encodes 508 amino acids.